AACAAGAAUUAAAUGCAUGUUGUUUGACAACUUCAGAUACUGAAGGUGAAGAAGAAAUAACUUGCGAACAGGCUGUAUGCGAGUACUGUCAUUUUGGUUGUAAAUCAUUUUCGCGUUUGAAAGCGUUCUAUGCAAUCCGUGUAGUUACGUAUGAUGUGGAAAGUAUAUCUUAACAAUAAGCGAAGUGCCUGAAAUCGUAACUGAGUAAACGAUUUGAGAAUGUCGAACAAAUUGUUAUUUUGAAUGCGUCGAACCUCACCUUAAACUAUUUGUAACUCGAGGAAAAAACGUUGAGCUCGUAACAUCAUUAAAAGUAAAGAAGAAGUAGUUAUUUCUGUGCUGUCCAGUACCAAGGAUUUAUGAGAGUCUUUGAACUGAACUGUCUUAACUCCAUUAUACUGUGGCUUUUAUUGGGCAUAUGUCGCAGUGAGUCAAUCCAUGACAGACAUAUGCUGCCACCUUGCAGCAAUUUCGGAUGUUGGUGUCAGUGGUGGUUGUGUGUUAUUGACAGUGCAAAGGAUGGAGGUACUGUGACAAACACAAAACAGUUUGCAAUGAAUGGGUCUUAAGUUAAAUUCCUUGUUGACUCUGCAUUCAGAUUUGAUGGUGUGAGAACUAAUUGGUUCAUAAAGUUGCAGUGAUUCAAGCCAGAAUAACGCCAUGUGGAACAUUCUGUUUUGUGUUUCAGUAAAUUUGAAAUUAGAGCUAAACAAUGAUCAUAAAUUUACUCCAAAUUUUGAUAGUGGUUGUACUGUCUUACACAGCAGGACAGCUUGCUACUAACCUGGAAUAAUAGGUGUGGAAAUGCAGAAGAACCUAAUUUAAGAACUCAUGAAGAAACAAAUAAGAAAUAAACAUGGCAGAGAAGUGGAUUGGUUAUACUGUAUCUAUUGACUGUGGUGACACUCUGGGAAAUUACCAGGGGCAAAUAUGUCAUGUAGACGGGAAGGACCAAACUUUAACACUGAGGAAAGCAUUUCGCAACGGUGUUCCGGAUCCUUCCACAGAAGUGACAUUGAGAGCUAUUGAUAUUAAGAGCCUGAAAAUUAUAUCAGCUGUUGAUGAUGUGGAAUCACUAGGAUCCUCACAAAGUGUUGUUACUGUAACAAAACCAAUUGCAAAACGACCAGGACGUUCCAUGAGUGAAAGUUUGGCGACUACAAAAACUUCUCAACUCCGUGAAUCACCACGUAAACUUGCAGAUGAUUCUGGCAUACGCCAGAACACUGUUAAUGAAGGGAGCAGAACACCCAGCAAAAAGGACAGAGCUCGCCAGAAAAUGUCAGAAAGAGAUGAAGCUUGCUUUGGCUCAUCAGUUGACAACAUAUUAGGCCAUGAAUUUGAUUUUGAAAAAAAUUUAGCAUUAUUUAAUAAGAAGGCAAUUUAUGAUGAGAUCAAUGCAUCACAAAGGCCUGAUGUGAUUCGACAAGCAGACUUUGCAAAACGAAAUCAAAAAUAUCGCCAUUAUGAAAAUGUUAUAGAAAGCUCACCAGCUUCAUACAGACAAAUUAUAGUACCAGCACCAGGGUUGGCAGAAUAUGUCACAGAUGAUGGUUUGGUCAUCCCCAGUAUCAGUCUAGAGUUGCGUUGUGAUCUGCUCCGAGCUGCCGAAGAAAGAGGAUUGACAGCAGAACGACAGAUAGAGCUCAUGGGCCGUGCAGCUACUGAAAUGGCUCUGCAACUUUUAGGUGGUGGGCACAGGCUCAACCCUCACAAUGUUCACCAGUGGCCAACUGUAGUAGCGUUAUGUGGCCCACAUCGUCAGGGUGCAUAUGCUAUAAGUUGUGCUCGGCAGUUGGCUAGCCAUGGUGUGAAAACAGUUGUAUUUCUACUGGAUCAACUCAAUAUGGUGCCAGAAGUUAGAACUGAACUUCAGCUUUAUAAGUUUACAGGAAACACCAUCCUUACAAAUACUGAAGACUUACCAUCACUGGCUAUUGAUUUAAUCAUUCUGGCACUUUUGGAUGAGCAGUCCAGCACACCUGAAAGGAACUUUGUUAACUACAUGCCUGCAGCAAUGUGGGCAAAUGAGUGUCGUGCUCCUGUUCUUGCCCUGGAUCCACCAGCUGGUGGGACAGCAUUUGUUGACACUAAAUUCUCAUUGCUUCCAUUUUUGCCACUUGCUCACAGUUCAAAUAAUGGAAAGCUUUAUCUUUGUAACCUUGGGUGUCCACAACAGGUUUUUGAGGAAAUUGGUAUCAAAUACACAUCACCUUUUGGACCGAAGUUCGUGAUACCUCUUCAUGUGAAUGAUACAUGAACUUCAUGCUUCUUUUCAGUUGAUACUACUACUCUCUGAUGAUGACAAAGCAUUGAUAAGGUUUUUUGGCAUUUUUGAAGAGAAAAGGUGUUAUCAAACACUGGCAGACUGUGAUUUAAAUAAGAUUACUCUAAAAUCUACACAUUUUCAUGGGCCACUUAAUCAAAUGGAAGAUAAAAUAAUUUCAUAUGUGGAGAGAAGUGUGUGGGGAUACCAGUCAUUGAAGAAACGUGUAUCUUUGCAUCAAAUAAAUUUUAAAUUGUAAUUUUGAA
Messenger RNA from Schistocerca piceifrons (Central American locust), 2532 nucleotides. It is a transcript of the gene Edc3, whose product is annotated as enhancer of mRNA-decapping protein 3. Gene Ontology annotation, molecular function: mRNA binding. Lineage: Eukaryota; Metazoa; Arthropoda; Insecta; Orthoptera; Acrididae. Gene Ontology annotation, cellular component: P-body. Gene Ontology annotation, biological process: P-body assembly; deadenylation-independent decapping of nuclear-transcribed mRNA. The transcript is spliced from 9 exons. The record is from RefSeq and is a predicted model, not a curated record. The coding region runs from base 857 to 2260 and encodes 467 amino acids.